Molecule: messenger RNA, 2271 nt
Organism: Morchella importuna
Lineage: Eukaryota; Fungi; Ascomycota; Pezizomycetes; Pezizales; Morchellaceae
Exons: 5
Coding region: 1-2271 (756 amino acids)
Source: RefSeq, a predicted model, not a curated record
AUGAUGGCCUCAGUCCCACCACAACUUCGCCCUCAAUUUGGUGCACCUCCUCAUCAUCCACAAUACGUGCCGAAUGGCCAGGUGCCUGGAGCUCCCCCUCAGCCAGUACAGCUUCCACCGCAACAAAAGAUCAUUGAGAAGAGUGGAGUGCGGAUCUUGUGUAUUGCGGAUGUUAGAGGAAAUCUCAGGUCUUUAAACGAACUUGCGAAGAAAGCCAAUGCAGAUCAUAUCAUCCACACUGGUGAUUUUGGGUUCUACGAUAAUAGCUCUUUAGAAAGAAUUGCCGACAAAACGCUACGACAUGUGGCUCAAUAUUCUCCCCUCCUCGACGAACGUCUUAAAAAGAGCAUUCAGAGCCCCGGUGGAAGUCAUGUACCUAUCAAACAACUCGUCGGAGCUGAGCCGAACCCUCUUUCCGAACUUCCUCUAUUCCUCUCAGGAACAUAUACCCUAGAUGUUCCUGUUUACACGGUUUGGGGAGCAUGUGAAGAUGUUCGCGUUCUUGAAAAAUUCCGAUCAAAUGAGUACAGGAUCAACAAUUUACAUAUCAUCGACGAGGCCUCGUCGCGACUUCUAGAUGUUGGUGGUGUUAAGCUCCGGUUGUUAGGUCUGGGGGGUGCUGUUGUCAUGCAUAAGCUAUUUGACAUUGGAGAAGGGAAAACCACGAUCGCCGGAGGACAGGGAACAAUGUGGACCACUCUCUUACAGAUGGGAGAUCUAGUAGAUACAGCGAACCGAGUUUACGACGCUGCCGAAACCCGAAUUUUCAUUACGCAUGCCUCACCCGCCCGCGAGGGACUGCUAAACCAAUUGUCAGUUACCCUCAAAGCGGAUUUCUCGAUUUCUGCUGGUUUGCAUUUCCGUUACGGUAGCUCGUAUAACGAAUUCAGUGUCAACCCAUCCUUAGAUCAUUAUCGUGGAAAGCUUGCCUCUUCUAAAGCAUCUUUCAAUGAUGUGUGGGAAACCGUCAAAAACGAGGUUCUUGCUGCUGUACAACAAAACACCGCCCAAAACAAGCUUCUGGAAAACGCAUUAGCAAUUGUGGAUAAGAUGCCGACAAGUUCAAAUGGAGGUAGCCCAUUUGGCGGCCCCCCAGCUAAUGCUGCCCCUGGUGCUGGUCAGGUUGAUGAGUCUGCAUUCAAGAACAUGUGGAACUUCAAUCUGGCUGACGCAGCAUUUGGCUGGCUAGUCUUGGAGGUUGAGAAUGGAAGAAUUGGAACCGAAAUGAGAGCACAAGGUUUCAAUUUUCAUCAUAGGGGGGGAAAACCCCAGUUGCCGACUCAGCAACAGCAGCAGCAGCAGCCAAAGCCUACAAUGGCACCAACUACUUCAGCGGCCCCACCUAGCACAGAUUCUGGGCCGGUGAACCCCAGCAGUUCCACCUGUGGGUCCGAGAAAGCAGACCCAGAAUCAAGGUGUGCAGCAACCUGCAGCGCCCCCCCAGUGCCAAAGCAACCGACUCCACCUCCCCCCGCGCAGGAAGAGUCCCCAGUGGUAAAACCUGCAACCCCACGACCAGCACCAAGUGGUCCUGCUGCGGAUAGAGCUCCUACUCCCUCGGUGGCUCCUGUUGCUCUCUUGCCAACAGCCAUACCAACAGCCACACCAGCAGCCACACCAACAGCAGAGAAGACACCUACCAGUAACGGGACAAGUCCCGCAUCAGUCCCCCCCGCGCUACCAAAGGUCGACACUCCUGCAGCUUCAGCUCAAAAUGCGGCCCCCACCAGCUCUCAGUCGCCAUUAGAAAAGACCAAGCAAACCGGCCUAUACAUCUCUGGCGUUAACUCCGAGGCCGAAGUUCGCAGAAUCUUCCCACCGGAAGAUGAAUGUCAUAUUGUCCGCGUCGAAGAGAAAACCUCUAGGACCAGAGCCGUUUUUAAGUUCUUCCUCGUAUAUUUUGGGAACAUGGAAGUGACGAAGGAAAUUCUUGACAAGUUACCCGAGGACUUGAAAUCAGGGCCACCAGGUCAACGCAACGGCAAGCCGUAUGUAAAAAUGAUGCAGGAUGAAUUCACCCCUAGCGAUCGUAUAUCAAGCGGGAACCGACCUGGUAUGAACGAUAGUAGGUGGGGUCGAGGACCGGCUGUUGGCGGAAAUACCAGCGAAAGCGACAACAAUAUGGGGGGCGGCUACAGAGGCCGCGGAAACUUUGGUGGAAGGGGAAAAUCCAGGGGAGGAUACGAAGGGACCAGAGGAUCCAGAGGGAGGGGUAAGAGGGGUUUUCACAGUGGUGAUGGAGGUAGCAGCGCUACAACACCUGCCGAAUAG